Messenger RNA from Bufo bufo (common toad), 1321 nucleotides. RefSeq lists its product as uncharacterized. The record is from RefSeq and is a predicted model, not a curated record. Bases 412 to 1269 code for a protein of 285 amino acids. The transcript is spliced from 2 exons. Lineage: Eukaryota; Metazoa; Chordata; Amphibia; Anura; Bufonidae.
CAGCGUUUUAUCCGCUUUGCGGUGAAGUCUCACCACUAUCAGUUCGUGGCUUGACCCUUCGGACUAGCAACAGCACUGCGAGUGUUUACGAAGGUGCUCUCUCCUCUCUUCGCCCUUCUCCGUUCCAGGGGCAUCGCCUUGAUCCUCUAUCUGGACGACAUCCUUGUCAAUGCUGCGACCUUCGGUCAGAACGAGGACAGUUUACUCAUCACCCUGGACGCCUUGGCACGUUUCGGCUAGCUGGUGAACUUCCAGAAGUCAACAGUGCAUCCAAGCAGGCGGAUUACUUUGCUCGGCAUGAUUCUCGACAUGGCCGCGGUGACAGUCUGCCUCCCCUCAGACAAGCGGUUAUCCCUUCAGCGGUCGGUUCGUCUUCUCCUCCGGCGCAGACGUCCGUCGAUCCGGUUUUGAAUGCGAGUUUUGGGAACGAUGGUCUCUUCCUUCGAGGGGCUUCAGUUUGCACAAUUUCACACUCGUCCUCUCCAGCAGGCGAUUUUGUCAUCCUGGAACAAGACACAGAGUUCCUUGGACUAUACCAUCGCCCUUCCUCCACAGGUGCGGUCAGAACUCCAGCUCCAGGACCAGGUGGUGGCUCUCAACUCUAGCUUUGGUCUCUGGCAAAUCCUUUUUCCCGGUCUCAUGGUCGAUCAUCAACACCGAUGCCAGCCUCCUCAGAUGGAGCGGAAUCUUCCCACCUCGGACAGUCCAAGGCAAAUGGUCUCUGUUGGAAUCAAGACUGCCCAUCAACAUUCUGGAACUUCGGUCCAUUCAUCUGUCCCUGCUUCAUUGGACUCCUCUCCUGAGGUGACUGCCGGUCCAGAUCCAGUCAGACAAUGCCACAGUGGUAGUGUACAUCAACCACCAGGGGGGAACCCGCAGUCGGGCGGUGAUGGCGGAGUCGGCCAAAAUUCUAAAGUGGGCAGAGGAAUAUGUACCAGCGUUAUCGGCAGUCUACAUUCCAGGAGUGGAGAAUUGGACGGCGAACUUCCUCAGCGGGAAGACUGUGGACCCAGGCGAGUGGUCUCUGCACACAGAGGUGUUCGAUGCCAUCUGUCUCCGUUGGGGACGGUCGGACAUGGAUCUGAUGGCAUCCAGGAUCAACCACAAGCUUCCCACCUUCAUCUCGCGGACAAGAGAUCCCCGGGCAUGCGCAGUAGACGCACUGAUGGCCCCAUGGGACGGCUUUUCCCUUCUGUACGUCUUCCCAAAAAUCACUUUGCCCCAGAUGUGCUGAAAAAGUGGUGGCUGAAGAAUCUCUUUCCUUCUUAGACUCCAUGCGGAGUAUGAUUCGGGAAGAGGUGAAUGCAGCCUUGGAGUCUAG